AUGUCCUCUAAAGUUUUGUGUUUUCCAUGUGAUGAGUUCUCAUAUGAUGUCACGAAGGAAGGAUAUCCAUUCACGAUUGAUAAUAAAAGAUUCUGGGGGUAUCGACAGUACUUGUAUUAUUUUAAAACAACCAACAAUCACGACCUGAGAGAAAAGAUAUACAAUGCCAAAAACUUGGCUGACCUGCACAAACUUGAUAGCUUAUUGAGUUAUAAUGCAAAGACAGAUGAUGAGAUGGUACUGGAAUAUGUAAUCAUGGCCCAGUUCAGACAGAAUGAAAAGAUCAGAUCAGAACUGCUGAAGACUGGGACAGCCACCCUAGGAUAUCUUCAUGGGAAGAAUCUCUUCUUGGGAAUUGGAUUCAGAGAACUGCAGAACCCACAGGCCAGAAGUGAAGCAAACUGGAAGGGCAAAAAUUUUCUGGGCAAGAUAUUGAUGAAGGCGAGCAUCUGUUUUUCCAUAUUUCCAACUUUUAAAUAA
This is a messenger RNA of Helobdella robusta, 480 nucleotides long. RefSeq lists its product as hypothetical. The transcript is spliced from 3 exons. The record is from RefSeq and is a predicted model, not a curated record. NCBI's taxonomy places the organism in Eukaryota, Metazoa, Annelida, Clitellata, Rhynchobdellida, Glossiphoniidae. Bases 1 to 480 code for a protein of 159 amino acids.